Messenger RNA from Syngnathoides biaculeatus (alligator pipefish), 2775 nucleotides. RefSeq names its product limb development membrane protein 1-like (gene lmbr1l). Gene Ontology annotation, biological process: signal transduction; receptor-mediated endocytosis. The transcript is spliced from 17 exons. The record is from RefSeq and is a predicted model, not a curated record. NCBI's taxonomy places the organism in Eukaryota, Metazoa, Chordata, Actinopteri, Syngnathiformes, Syngnathidae. Gene Ontology annotation, molecular function: transmembrane signaling receptor activity. Bases 195 to 1676 code for a protein of 493 amino acids.
GCCCCGCCCUCUCGGCUCCGCCCCCGUGUUUUAAGAGCGCGGUGUAGCUUCAUGCUAGUAGUAGCACAUUGAGCCGGAGGAGUUUCGCGUCUGAUUGAGGCGUUGCUGACAAGAUGCCCCGUCUUUUAACAUUUUGACGACCCCGUCGUCAGGGCUUCUGCACCCGACAUUUUGCUCUGUUAUGCUGUCGGAGGAUGGAAACGGACGACGUGUCGGUUAGGGAGCAACUUUUCCACAACCGCGUCCGGGAGACCAUCAUCUGUGUACUCCUGUUUACGUGCCUCUACAUAAUGUCCUACCUCAUACUUGCACGGUUCAAGAAGACUGCAGAGUUUGUCACUGAUGAUAUUGAGGAUGCCACUGUCAACAAAAUUGCGUUGUGGUUGUGUACAUUCACGCUGUCAGUUGCAGUUUCUGCGGUGCUGCUUCUCCCCAUCUCUAUCCUUUCUAAUGAGGUGCUGCUCACCUUCCCACAGAGCUACUACAUGCAAUGGCUCAAUGGAUCUCUCAUUCAUGGGUUGUGGAACCUAGUGUUCCUUUUCUCUAAUUUGUCCCUGGUCUUCCUUAUGCCAUUUGCCUACUUCUUCACUGAGUCUGAGGGAUUUGUAGGGUCCAAAAAGGGAGUGAUGGCACGAGUAUAUGAAGCAGUUGUCCUGUUGUUGCUGCUAGCUCUCCUGGUUUUGGGCAUUGUGUGGGUAGCAUCAGCCCUUCUCCACGACAACAUAGCCAGGAAGAGCCUCUAUGACCUGUGGGAGUAUUACCUUCCCUACUUGUACUCGGGCAUCUCUCUAUUUGGAGUACUGCUGCUCCUGUUGUGCACACCUUUUGGGCUGUCUCGAAUGUUCAGUGUUACAGGCAGUCUGCUGGUCAAACCUCGGCUAUUCGAAGAUGUUGACGAUGCCCUCAGCUGCACUGUAUUUGAGGAGGACUCGCUCUCCAGGAAACUGAAGUGUGGGAGUCCUCAAUUGUGCUGGGUCAAGCUUAACAUUGAGGCGAUGAAGAAAGAGCACCAAGCAGUCCGAACAAAGCGUUUAGCCUUGGAAACCCGAAGGAAAGCUUCGCCAUGGCAGAGAAACUUGGGUUAUCCACUGGCUAUGCUUACGCUCCUUGCCCUCACAGUGUUGUGUGUCCUCAUGGUCUGUUUUAAUGUGCUUGAGUUGCUCCUUGAUGAGACUGCUAUGCCCAGAGGAAUGGAAGAUCCUCACCUUGGCAUGGCCUCCUUCUCCAUGUUUGGCUCACUGGGUGCAGCAGUUCAAGUAGUCCUUAUACUUUAUCUGAUGGUGUCAUCAGUAGUUGGAUUCUAUAGUUCACCUCUUUUCACCAGCUUGGUUCCUCGUGCACAGGACACCAACCUCACACAGAUGAUCGCCAAUUGUGUUUCACUUCUUGUCCUGAGCUCGGCACUUCCUGUCUUUUCACGUACACUUGGGAUCACCCGCUUCGAUCUGUUGGGAGACUUUGGCCGCUAUAACUGGCUUGGGAACUUUUACGCUGUGUUCCUGUACAACAUGCUUUUUGCUGGCCUCACCUCGGCCUCUUUGACCAAGACAGUCACGUGGGCAGUCCAGAGAGAACUCAUCCGUGCAUUUGGUCUCCACCGACUCCCCUUAACUGUCUCACGCUCCACUGUCCCAUUUCGACUCCUGCUGGCAAGUGGACUGUCCAAAAUCCAGUGACUUUCACCUUUUUUUUUUUUUUUUAACCUUGUCAUUGUUUUUAAAUAAGAUCGAGCCAAAAUGCACACCCUUCAGCUUGUGCAGCACAGUCCCGUCAUCACGGUCGACAUCGAUUGCACAGAGCAAAGAGAUGAGGGUGGUGAGUCCACUUGACUCAAUGUAGUCGGGGGCUUUGCUCAAGGAUGUUCAAUGACCAAAAUAUGCAGUAGUCCGUUCUUGUGAGCCGAAAACUGGCUUAGAGCUGAGACACGUAGGUCUGGCUCAAAGAGGGAGAAUAUGAAUCAAAGCCAUAUUACCAGGGCAGCGAAACCCCUGCUUAGAGGAGAUAAAAUGAUGGCUUCUGACACAUGAGUCAACAAAGCUAUUUUGAAGUGUUAUGCUGUAGCUGUGAGAUCAUUUCCUUUUGUGCUGCAGGUUGAUUGAGUGCUCUCUGUGACUCCUCCAGACUUUCCUCUCGAAGGGUGUUCGACAAUUUUAGGUGUAAAUCUUCCACAUGGUGCUGCCCGGACUGGUGUACUGUCGAUCACCAACAAGGAAGUUGCACGGAAAAAAUGGGAUGACGGGCUAACAUUGUUCCUUCUGUGAGGAAUAAGACUUCUUCACAAUUUAUUUUUAAACUUUUAUUUAACUUGAGCAAGUUUACAAAGUCACUUUGACUUACAAGCAUGCACAAACGCAAAACUUUCCACUUUGUGUAUUCGUUGAUAGCCAAGGGCAAGUGUGACUUCGACCAACCAAACUGUGAAUUAUUCCACUGUUUUGUGGGAAAGUGCAAUACAGUAUGUUAAAGCACACUUAGUUUUAUGGGUGAAUUUUUAAAAAUUUUUUUUUUUUUUUUUAUAAAUGUUCAUCUCGGCUGCCUCUCCUUUCUGUGAGUGCUUUUCGUUCAUUCUCCGUUGUGUGAGCAUAUUAGGUGUUGGUGUGACCAGCAGGAGGCAGUGUAUCUCAAGUGCAACCUUUUGUGUUUUGCAGUUCUUUUCUGCCCGUCUUGCUUUGACUGCACAGUGUAGUACAUGCACACAUCACUCUUAGGGUUCCCCUUUUAGUUGUUUUUUUUUUUUCCUCAGCGGGAAUACAAUGUAUGCUUUUUUUUUUUUUU